Capra hircus (goat) is the source of this 11327-nucleotide messenger RNA. RefSeq names its product teashirt zinc finger homeobox 2 (gene TSHZ2). The transcript has 3 exons. Gene Ontology annotation, molecular function: DNA-binding transcription factor activity, RNA polymerase II-specific; DNA binding. NCBI's taxonomy places the organism in Eukaryota, Metazoa, Chordata, Mammalia, Artiodactyla, Bovidae. The coding region runs from base 330 to 3317 and encodes 995 amino acids. The record is from RefSeq and is a predicted model, not a curated record. Gene Ontology annotation, biological process: regulation of transcription by RNA polymerase II. Gene Ontology annotation, cellular component: nucleus.
AAAAAAAAAAUUCCAAAAAGCAAAAACAAAAAGAGAGAGGAGAAAAAACAAAAAAUCCAAAACCAAACAAACAAACAAGCAAGGCAGAACCAACCUCCACUUCACACCAGCCGGCACAGCCACCCGUGUCUUGCCUGCCACCCAGAGAGGGGGGUCUCCGGCCCCCGGUGGAGGAGUUGCAGGGACAGGGGGACAGAGGCCGAGCGACGCCCUGGGAGCCACCGGGCAGGAGGCGGAGGAGACCCGGAGAGGCGAGCGAGACAGCGGGCCCCCGCGCGCGGCGGCUCGGGGCUGGGGCGCCAGAAGUGGGACUGGAGCGAACUAGAGCGAUGCCAAGGAGGAAGCAGCAGGCACCCAAGCGGGCGGCAGGCUAUGCCCAGGAGGAACAGCUGAAGGAAGAGGAGGAAAUCAAAGAGGAAGAGGGGGAGGAGGAAGACAGUGGUUCGGGAGCUCAGCCUCAGGGCAGCAAUGACGCAGGGACAGACGAGGAGCUGGAAAUGGGCCCCGAGCAAAAGGGCUGCUUCAGCUACCAGAACUCUCCAGGAAGCCACCUGUCCAACCAGGACGCCGAGAACGAGUCCCUGCUGAGCGAUGCCAGCGAUCAGGUGUCAGACAUCAAGAGCGUGUGCGGCCGAGAUGCCUCGGAUAAGAAAGCCAGCGUGCACCCCAAGCUUCCAAACGAAGCCCACAGCUGCAUGGAUAAGAUGACCGCCGUCUACGCCAACAUCUUGUCCGAUUCCUACUGGUCGGGCCUGGGUCUCGGCUUCAAGCUGUCCAACAGCGAGAGGCGGAAUUGUGACACCCGAAACGGUGGCAACAAGACGGAUUUCGAUUGGCACCAAGACGCUCUGUCCAAAAGCCUGCAGCAGAACUUGCCCUCGAGGUCCGUGUCGAAGCCCAGCCUGUUCAGCUCGGUGCAGCUGUACCGGCAGAGCAGCAAAAUGUGCGGGACUGUUUUCACCGGGGCCAGCAGGUUCCGCUGCCGGCAGUGCAGCGCUGCCUACGACACCCUGGUCGAGCUGACCGUCCACAUGAACGAAACCGGCCACUACCAAGACGACAACCGCAAAAAGGACAAGCUCAGACCCACGAGCUACUCCAAGCCCCGAAAGAGGGCUUUCCAGGACAUGGACAAGGAGGAUGCUCAAAAGGUCCUGAAAUGCAUGUUUUGCGGUGAUUCCUUUGAUUCCCUCCAGGAUUUGAGUGUCCACAUGAUCAAAACAAAACAUUACCAAAAAGUGCCUUUGAAGGAGCCAGUCCCAACCAUUUCAUCAAAAAUGGUCACUCCCGCCAAGAAACGCGUCUUCGACGUCAAUCGGCCGUGCUCCCCGGACUCGACCACUGGGUCGUUUGCAGACUCGUUUCCGCCCCAGAAGAACACCAGCCUCCAACUGUCUUGCAACAACCGCUAUGGCUACCAGAAUGGUGCCAGCUACACCUGGCAGUUCGAGGCCUGCAAGUCCCAGAUCUUGAAGUGCAUGGAGUGUGGGAGCUCCCACGACACUCUGCAGCAGCUCACCACCCACAUGAUGGUCACUGGUCACUUUCUCAAGGUCACCAGCUCCGCCUCCAAGAAAGGCAAGCAGCUGGUGCUGGACCCACUGGCCGUGGAGAAGAUGCAGUCGUUGUCAGAUGCCCCAAACAGUGAUGCCCUGGCUCCCAAGCCAUCAAGUAACUCCGCCUGUGACGGCGCAGCCUCCUCGACGGAGCUGAAGGACAGCAAAAAGGAAAAACCAGAGGAGAUCAACAAGGAUGAGAAGGUCAUGAAAAGCGCGGACUAUGAAGACCCUCUCCAAAAGCCACUAGAUCCUACGAUAAAGUACCAGUAUCUGAGGGAGGAGGACUUGGAAGAUGGCUCGAAGGGCGGAGGGGACAUUUUGAAGUCUUUGGAAAAUACCGUUACCACUGCCAUCAAUAAAGCCCAGAACGGGGCUCCUAGCUGGAGCGCGUACCCCAGCAUCCACGCAGCCUACCAGCUCUCGGAGGGCACCAAGCCUUCCUUGCCUAUGGGCUCCCAGGUCCUGCAGAUCCGACCCAACCUCAGCAACAAGCUGAGGCCGAUCGCACCCAAGUGGAAAGCGAUGCCGCUGGUGUCCAUGCCUGCACACCUGGCCCCCUACACGCAAGUGAAGAAGGAGCCGACAGACAAAGAGGAAGCGGUGAGGGAGUGUGGGAAAGAGAGUCCCCGCGAGGAGGCGUCCUCGUUCAGCCACAGCGAGGGGCACGCUUUCUCCAAAAGCGAACCACCUGCGGAGUCCAAAAAGGCUGAGCCGCGUCCCCCAAAGGAGGAGGACAAGCUGAUGGGACAGGGCGGAGAGAAAGAGAAAGGCCCGGCUUUGGAGCCGGCGUCUCCUCUCAGCAACGGCUGCGCCCUCGCCAACCCUGCAGCGGCCCUGCCGGGCAUCAACCCGCUCAGCGCCCUGCAGUCUGUCCUGAAUAAUCACCUGGGCAAAGCCACGGAGCCCUUGCGUGCGCCCUCCUGCUCCAGCCCAAGCUCAAGCACAAUGUCCAUGUUUCACAAGCCGAGCCUCAGCGUCAUGGACAAGCCAGUCCUGAGUCCCCCCUCCACGAGGCCGGCCAGCGUGUCCAGACGCUAUCUGUUCGAGAACAACGAUCAGCCCAUCGACCUGACCAAGUCCAAGAGCAAGAAGGCCGAGUCCUCGCAAGCUCAGUCGUGCACGUCCCCGCCCCAGAAGCACGCCCUCUCCGACAUCGCCGACAUGGUCAAGGUCCUCCCCAAGGCCACCACCCCGAAGCCCGCCACCUCCCCCAGGGUCCCUCCCGUAAAGCUGGAGAUGGAUGUCAGGCGCUUCGAGGACUUGUCCAGUGAGGUCUCCACCUUGCAUAAGAGGAAAGGCCGGCAGUCCAACUGGAACCCCCAGCAUCUUCUGAUACUGCAGGCUCAGUUUGCCUCCAGCCUCUUCCAGACCUCAGAGGGCAAAUACCUGCUGUCCGACCUGGGCCCCCAAGAGCGGAUGCAGAUCUCGAAGUUUACGGGACUCUCGAUGACCACCAUCAGCCACUGGCUCGCCAACGUCAAGUACCAGCUUAGGAAAACGGGCGGGACCAAGUUCCUAAAAAACAUGGACAAAGGACACCCUAUCUUUUACUGCAGUGACUGUGCCUCCCAGUUCAGAACCCCGUCUACCUACAUCAGUCACUUAGAGUCCCACCUGGGUUUCCAAAUGAAGGACAUGACCCGCCUGGCCGUGGAGCAGCAAGGCAAAGCGGAGCAGGAGCUCUCCCGGGUGUCGUCGGCUCAGCGGUCACCAGAAAGCAUAGCUGGCGAAGAGGACACAGACUCUAAAUUCAAGUGACAAAUGCCUUAGUUCCAACUCUCCAGCCUGGAUUUCCUUCACACCGGGCCUUGCCCUGCACCACCCCGCUCUCCUGACAGCGAUUCCUCUCGACACCCUGCUCUAAGAAGACUGCCAAAAAAAAAUCACCCCGGCCGUUUCUCUUCAUCCGCACUAACAAUUUGGUAAUGAAGUAUUGAUUUCCACUUCUCUGCUUAUGGACAAUAUUAGAUUUUCAUUGAUAAACUGCAGCGGGGCUGCCUCGUCUCCAUGGUCCCCUUUCCGCUGUCACAAGAAAACAAAGUGCCGCUGAAGAAAAAGAAGGACUGAGAACACUGACGUGCUUAUUUUGUCAGUUUGUACCACUUGACAGGAAAGGGCGGGGGAGGACGAGUCUUCAGAGUUUGCUGUCCAAGUGGGCUGCCCUUAAUGUAGACGCUUGGAAGCCUAUUUUCCAUGGUAAUGUCCAUUUCCUAUUUAUAACCCCUCUGGGAACGUUUGUCUAAAGGAAAUGUUUCUGUUCAGUGCAACAAUUACAGUUGCACCUGGAUUGCCCAGUCCUGCCCUUGCACUUGGGAGCCAUUAAUCACCACAAAGUGGAAGAAUUAUUAAGUUAAACCAGAGUUUGAGCCAAGAAAACCUCUGAACAAUGUUCAUCUUCUGGGAAAGUUGUUCACAUAGUCAGGCUUAACCGUGUUGCUGCCAGUGACUUUUUCCCAUGCGGUAGUGGGCAUCUUUUUCAUCACUAUCUUUAUUGGCUAAAAAGCAUAUAGUUUUGAGCAUGUACCACUUCGUAUGAGAUCUGCAAAUCGGGACAAUUGGGGGAAUUGGGGGAAUGCAGAAUCAGAAAAAAAUAAGAAGAUGAGAUCACUGCAGGGUAGAAAGUUCAGCAGCAGCCUUCUGUGGUAAUUUUUUUCUCCAGGAUCUGUUGUUUACGGGCUUGGAAACACAGCUCAGCUGCAGAAGCAACAGAAAGCAUGAAAUAGGGUGUCCAUCUUAAAUGUGUUCCUGCAACUUUUUUCAUUAAAACUUUGAGUUCCCAAUUUUAAUUUGUGGAAUAUUCCCGUUAAUAAUGAGAUCUAAUUAAGACAUCCAUUAAAAGCCCGUUAAAGUUAAUUUAACGUAAAAAUUCCAAUAGAACUGUAUUAGAUUUUCUCCAUUAAAUUAACGUUAUGGAUUUUUAACGGAUGUCUUAAUUAUACAUUAUUAUUAACGGGAAUACUGUAUUACACAGAUUAAAAUCAGGUCCUAAGUCAACUUGGAAAAGCUAAGAGCAUGCUUUACUGUUAAAACCUUUGUAUAUCUAGUGCACUGUUUGGAAAUGCAGAGAUAGAUCUGUUUAGUUGUGCAUUUUCGACACAACUGAAAGCAACCUAUAAUAGAUAAAUCUGUUAUUGCAUUUAAACAAUGAAUUUCCUCAUUCUCUAAGGACAAAUAAGUCUAGAUUGUGUUGUAAACUGCCACUCAGCUAUAGGUGAAAUAUUUAAACUAUUCUAGGCAGAGCACUAGGAACCAAGUGAUUCUGAAACAAAAGAGUCACUUUUGUGGUGCUUUAAUUAUCAAGGAAAUCUCUGUCAAAUCUUUUAACACCAACAAAAUGAAGCCCAAUAUCUCCAGAUAUAUCCUCUGCGCCAUUUCUCAUGGCACUUGCCUGUUGGAAUUGUUUUGGGAAUUUUGACAUGAUCCCUACAUUCAACAUUGGGAUUUAAAAAAAAAAAAAAAAAAACUUCUUAUUUACCUCCUAGAGAAAGUGUUGCCCUUAUGCCACAUAUAAUAGCAAAUUGCUUUUUUUAUGGCAUGCAUAACCUAGAUGGGAAAAAAUAUGGCGCUUCGGGGAAGGAGGGAAAAAGUAAAUGAAGUUCCAGGAAUGUCAUUCUGAAGUAAUGAGGCAUGGACAGAAAAUAUACCCCUCACAUCAUCGGAUUGAGAUGGCAGUCGAAAUAGCUUCAUUGAAGUGUCAGCACUCAUCCGUCAAUCAAUCACCCACAAGGAAAAAUAGCAACAGUACAACGGGGCGGCUUUUAUGGGAUUUACUCAUGGGCAUAGGGAAUAGCGGCUCAAAUGCAGUUCUGACAUGAAAAGCAAGGUGCUGAUAUUAUUUUUUAUGAUGGGAGGAUCAUAAAGUGAAUUGAGAACAGCGAGGUCUGUCUUUGCUUAACCUAUUCAACCAGAAACGAAUGGCGCUCAGCUGGAAAGGAACAGUCUUCGGAUGGGUUAAGAUUGAAGGGUGGACUCUACUGAGCACUGUCCUUCGACAAAAAAAUUCUAUUAAAGGGAAAUCAAUGCAUUAGCACUGGGGUUCUUGAAGCUGUUAAAAAUUGCCUGCUCCAACCCAGGGUUAUUAGAUAAACUGAUAUAAUUCAGAUUCUGUCUAAACCGUCCCAAAGCAGAUUCUUGAGCUCUUUCUCCAACUUGGGGAAAACAAUGCGAUUCUCAGCUCCAUGGAAAUUGUUUCCCUUCUAAGAAAGAAAUAAAUCAUCUGCUUCAACACAUCAUCUAUACAGUUUUGUUAGCGCAAUUUCUGUGGAGGGGUGGGUGGGAGGCAAGAGACAAAAAUAUUUAUAAAUUUGGUAAGACUCAUGAGUUGUUGCUUGGUAACCAUAAAUGUCACUGCUGAGGGACAGCUGCCAAUGCUCUCCUUAGGAAACAAGAUCUGGGCUCUUUUUGUGAGAUCCACACAGAGCUCAGUAUAUUCCUAGAGACCAGACCUGUCUUCAUUUGGCAAGCUCUGGAAAGCUUCUAGAAACUUCCUUCUGGAGGGGAAAAAAACAACAAGAACUCAGGAGAAUGUUUUUAUCUGCUUUCAUACCAUUCUCUUCCUCUCUCUGUAAGUAAAUAAAGUGCUGACAAACUGGAACAUUCGAUGGACAGAAAAAUGAUGGGCAAAUAUCAUGCAAAGUACACCUAAGGAUCUCCAUUCUGUCCCCAGCCCUUGGUAUCAGUGAGGGCAAGAGGCCACUGUUCCUUCCCUUCCCUUCCUCUAGCUAAGACCACCCACAGGCUGUAAACCGAAACGUCUACUGAAAAAGUCACUUAUAUGACUACUUCAGUUUUAGGCAUUUGGCCCCAUUUUGCAGUUCAACAAAUUCACCAAACGUACAGCAUGUAACAAGACACCGGGAGCAGAAGACGGAAGAGGCAACGCCGUUUAUUUAGCAAAUUGACUAACAAAUGUUAGCAGGCGUCUGCUGGGACUUCCCUGAGAGUCCAGUAGUUAAGACUCUGUGCUCCCAACUCGGGUUUGGUCCCUAGUCAGGGAAUUAAGAACGAGUAUGCUGGAUGGUGCAGCUAAAAAAAAUUUUUAAUGAUAUUAUCAGGCAUUUAUUGUACGCACAACACUGUCCUAGGUGCUACGGGAUACAAGGUGAACAAUUCCCACAACAUUCUGGUCCUCCGGUGUUUACAGCAGCGCCUAAAGGUGGUUAACACCAGAUACCUGGAUGAGGAGCUAAAUUAGGGUCCAACCCCCCUCACGCUAUUUGCAUUUUAUACCUGUUUUUCAAAAAUAAUAAUCUUUCCAAAUAGGAAAUUCGCCUUCUGAGAAGUAUACAGAGAGGAAAUAGUUUAAAAAUAGGUCAUGGCCUAAGAGCAGACUAUAAUCAUAGAAUAAAUUGAAUAGUCCAGACAGUCCCCACAGAAUUUAAGGUCAUAACUAGAUUUCUUAAACCUCACCCCCAAAAUGUGCCUGCUCGGUGGUUGGAGUCUUUCAUAAUUAAUGUCACAGACACGAGCCACUGAAUUGAGUGGAAGUGCUGAGAACAAACAAAUGAAAUGACAUUUUGGGGAGGCGUUUGGAUGACUCUGACUAAACAGUGAGGAGGUGUGUGUGAGUGUGCGUGCACAUGUGUGUGUCCAUGAAUAUCUUUUACUUUCACUGCGAUUUUCCAGGGCCUAUGGCCAGGGCCACAGUAAGACUCUACAGGUUUCUGAAACUUCUCACAGUAAAUCCAAAGAUUCCUGCGUCUUUCCCAUCUGUCAUUCCCUAGGUUACGUGACUGCUUUCAAAUCUUUUUCACCGGGUUUCAUUUUCCAAGUUUGUGAAAUAUUUUUUGUUUAAAAAAAAUACAUAAAAAAUGUCACUUUCACAUUAUCUUCUGUUCUCUGCAACAAGAAUCGAAGCGUGCUGAUGAAUGCUGAAAUAAUAAUAAUAAGGAAAUAUAUUGAAGGCUUCAAACACACAAAUAUACACAUAUAGUUCUAAAGAACAAAAAAGUGGUAUCUAUUUUGAACAUGCAUUUGGCAAAAAAAAAAAAAAAUCACAAGUGAACUUUCCGUUUAUUUUUUCCCCCUGUUAGAUGUUAAAAUGCUAAUUUCAUUUUCUCCCUUCCUAUAUGUGGCACUUUCUCAAAAUAUCCACAAAACACUUUUAGACAAAGACUGAGCAGGAGAAAGAGACCCAGAUCUCCAUCCCCACAGACAGAGAGACAUGUUUCCAUUGUAGGGGAGCAUUAAACAUUUUGAAACUUGUGAAUCAUCUUUAGAAUUUCUAUGGGGGAAUUUUACCUCUUCAUCCAAAGUAAAAGCCACUUAUCUCCUUUGGUUUCCUGUGACAGAUUCAGAAGCAGACGCAGACACACAAUUUCCAGGCUCUGGUUAAUCUUCUUCCAAUCCUCCACGAACAAUGGGCUAACAGGCGUGGGUGUUUCUCCAAAAUUAUUCAUGCAUAAGGCGGCCCAAAGCUUCAGGGAAAACUAGAAAUGUUUUAUGGAUUAGAAGAGGACUGUUUUAAAAUGCUAGUACCAGGUGGAACGUUAUUUCUGCAACAGAACUUUGUCCAUUUCCAUUGGAAAAAUAUAUUCCAAGUAAAAUGGCUCCUGCAAGUAAAGGCACCCUGAUCUGAUGCUUCUCAGCAUACAAAUGGUUUCACCAUUAGCCAUAGGAUGGUCAUUAAGGCCUUUUUAAAAAAAGCAACCUGAUUGAAGAAAAAAAAAAAAUUAAAUACUCACAGCCCUUCUACAAUGUUUAUUUGCUUAAGACUGCUUUUGGAAGUACAAAUAAUAACUCUUCUGUGAGAACCCCAGGAGAAGCUGAAAAAUUCUAACAAAUGGAUUACUUUAAAAAUAUUUUUUUAAAUAGAAAAUCCUACCACUCCCUUCAACCCCUCCAGAAAAUGAAUUUCAAUGCAUUUACUUAAUCUUGGACCUGAAACCUACAUUUGUAUCUUAGUCCCCAGGCAAAGGCUUAUAUUUACAGAACUUGAGCAAUCAUACGAUUGUAUCUCAAAUAUGAAGACUUUCUACAGCAAUGUAUUCACUUUCUAAAUGACCCAGGUAACAUUCAGGAACUAUAAAUGUGUAUGUAUAUCUUGUUUUAAAUACACUAAGCUCAACCAAUCUGCGGAGAAGAUGUAAAAACUAUUUUCAUUCUGCAUGGAGAUCAACGCAACAGAAACAUUCCAGUUUUGCAGUAUAAUGUUUUGGCUUAUAAUACAUCAGAUGCUAGAAUGUGCACUCAAGUCAGAAAAAGCUGACAUACGCCACCAUCCUUGUUUGGCUCAGGACUCUUAAGUGUCAUAAUAUCAGGGGAUACAACCUACUUCUUGGUCUCUGAUAUGCUGUUGUCUUCCUAAUCCCUUCUGACUUUGACUCCUAACAGCCGGGCGCCAUCGGCAUAAAUCAGAAACUUCCAAACACCUUAAAAAUCAAGAGGGUAGUUGAUCAUACACAACCUUCGUACUGGUCAACCAGUUCUUACUCUGCAGAGCGCGCGUAGGUUUUUAAGAAAUCUGGCAUCAACCACGUUUGUGUUAUGUAUUUAUCCCCUCAUGUUACUUCGAGACGUUUUUUCCUUUUGGAAUUGGCAGUAGGGGAGGUAGGGCAUAGUGAGUUGGGAGAAUUCAACCUUGCUAUGAAGGAAAGUGUUUGCCAGCGAAGAAAGGCAAACAUGUUUUUAUAUUAGGAAAACAGACUAGUCAUUUUCAAAGAAAAAUGACGGCAAGCAUACCUGUAGAAUGCUCCAUGCAAGCGCACUAAUUUUCUAUAACCUGCAUGCUGUAUAUACCACUUUUGCCUGUAUACUAGGAGGAAAGUCCAGGCUGUUUCCCUCGUGUAAAAUGCAGCUCGGGUGGCUGAGAACAGCAGCCUUCCGCACAUUUUUAUACUGUACAUAUUUGUAUAUACUAACUAUAUCGCCAUGUAUGAACACAGAUUUUGUUAUAUUUGCUUGUUUCUGUUUCCUACCAAACUGGCCCACAAUGGGGAUUCUUUUGUACAGAAAAAAAAAAUUAUGCUUGUAAUGUUUUUUCCUGAUCAUUUUCUUUCAAUAGCUUACGAAAGAAUUAGAUCUGAGUUUACAAAGAAACGAUUAAGAACCAAGUUUGUCUGUCUGCAUGAGUCCAUCCAGUUGCUGGAUUUAAGGAGGAAUCAACAUCCUAAUUCAGGGUUUUCCUUUAAAGGCAUGCUUUACCCCUUGGGAAAACUGCAAACUCAUCCAUGUAAGAAUUAUCCUCUCUGUAUUUUAUCUAAUAGUGCCUGAACAUUUUUUUAAUGUCUUCUUAGAGGAAGAAUUCAUAAUUGUCAAAAUUUGAAACAUUAGCUUAAUUUUGUUUUUAUGACCUCGCAAUUCUUUUCCUUAUUUAUUCGGUUGCUGUUGUAAUGGGGCCCCAGGCCAUUCCUGACAUCGGCGUGUUCUUCUUCUGCAUUAAGGAUGUUUUUAAAAUUACAGAAAUUAUUGAGCCAACAGGCUGUUUUAAUCAAAACCAUGUUUCACUUGUUUUUUGAUGAUUAUAAAUUGUCCUUGCAAUGAAAAAAAAAUUUUUUUUCUGCUAGGAAAAUUAUACCACCCUGUGGCCAAACAGAUUCAUCACAGAGAGGCAUCCAAGCCUUCGUCUCUGGGAUCUGGAAAGUUCUUUCCCUGGCUGACCACGCUUUCCUUUGCUCCUGAUCAUCCCAAAUGCUAGUGCUCAAUGCAGUCACUAUUCGCAAUUUUCCAAAGGCUCAGCUGCAUUGUCACUGCCUAAAGACACACCGUCCCCCCAGAAAUGAUGGCUUUCCAGCUUGGGAAAAAAAAAAAAAAAACACAGGGAUUUUCAGGAAAGGUGCUCCUCCUUUUGUCCCCAGGUGCCAGCCUCCUGUCCUUCCUCCUAAUUCUAAACAAUUUGGUCUCGAUACCCCAUAUAACUCAGAUCAGCCAAAAGAAACACCUGGAGCAGCCCCCGGCUGAAUAAAAAUGACUUGGUUUGGGCACACUCGAGAUGUAUGUGUGUGAUGCUCUAGCAAUGAAAUAAUCUCUAAGAGGAGAGGGGUUUUUUUAAAAAGUACAAUUUUACCACUAGAAAUAUCUUCUGAUGGUGGAGGUGAAAAUUACAUCAAAGAAGCCAUUACUUUUUACCUCUAAAGAGUUUUUUUUAAAGGAAAAAUCAUUCCACUUUGAGAACUGUAAUUAAAGCCCUAUAUAAUAGAUACUACUUCUUUUAGCUAUUGUGAAAAAGUAACAACACCCUCACCAAGGUUUAAACGGAGCCCCUCAUUUCCAUCAAAAAGGUUUCUAUACCUGUGUUAUUUACAUUCUUAAGCAUGAUAACUCUUUCCUUUGUGUCCAAAAAAAAGGUCUUGUCUCACCCACUCAGGAGUUAUUGGAAAUAGACUGUCCCCAUCUGAAACCAUACCAUAAUUUGCAUCAGGAAGUUCAACUGCCGACAUUAAGGACCUGGGUGUGUUCAAUUAUGAUUUUGCUGGAGGCUGUCCCUCAUUUGAAUGCUGCAGACACUGAACCACCUUUUGGAAAUCGGGCUGAUACAGUAUAACCCAGACAGGCCUCCCGACACCAUUAGCUUUGCAAAUGGCUUCAUUUCCGUCAACCACGACUUCCGCUUUGGCUAAUUGAAAAACGAAAAUUAAAGGAGAGAAGAAGAAGAAAAAAAAAACACAGAUGCACUUAAAACAUGAAAAGAAUUAUUUAUAUGAUAAAAAUAUAUUUAGAUUUUCAAAGCACAAGACUGAAUAGAAGUGCUCUUUUUAUGCUUUCUGAAGAUGUUACUGUUAAAUGUCUUUCUACAUCAGGCUUAAUAAAUCUGUAAUGACAUUUGAUGGA